GUUUUCGCUUAGCACGAAUGUUUUCAGAUAAGCAUCUAUCGUGUUAAAUGAGGAAUUACUGCAAUUGUGCUUUGUCUGAUGGACUAUCAAUAUUGGUUCUGCAGACUUCUUUAAAAGGUUAAACAUAUCAGACUAGCUCUGAAUAAGGUGUAUCUAGAUAAUAAACACUUUGGAAAGGCUGUGGGUCAUGUUUUUAGUGUAUUAAACAGAUUAAUGUUAGUGGUUAAAAGUCCUUUAUAAAAAGUAUUUCUGAAAAAAUGGGCUUGUGCCUUUAUUUCUUGUUUUGAGUUAUGAAGAAUGCUGAAAGUAUGUUGGGUGGUUGGGUUUUUUUGUUUUUGUUUUUUCUUUUUUUAUAAAUUGAAGUAUUUUGUGUUUUUUGUCUUAUUAUCUGCAGUGUUGUUUAAGACAAUCCCAGUUGUGUGUGGGGUCCCCCCAUGAGACCUUUUCGGUGGUUUCUGAUGUAUUGUGUACUCGCACAUUAUUUGAAAGAGAGAGAUCUAGAAUAUUUAGUAAGGCUUACAUUCUCCUUGAGAACAAAAUGAAGAACCAGUCUAUUACAGAUUUCUUCAAACCAGCUCCAAAACAAGACAGAAUCUUGUUGUGUUCUCCGGACAAAAGAAAUGUAAAAAACGGAGUUGCUGGACUGUCAGUCACAUGUACAGAACAAUUUGAAAAGAAAAUAUCUUCUGAGAAGAAAACUAGAAGGGAAACAUUUCCAGUCCAACCAGCAAACAGGAGUCCUGUAAUAGAUGGCUUAUUGAGAGGAACGAAUAGAGAGAAAAAGGACAGUCCAAACGUUUUAGAAAACAACAGAGCAUGCAUGGUGCCAAGCACAAAGUAUCCGAAGGUUGUGGUUCGAAAACUCCUUAUGUCUGCAUGCUCUCCAAACUAUUCUUUGACAAAAAAAGAUAAGACUAGUAUGAGAGAACCUGGGAGGAAUGAGAAGUGUCCAACUAAAACAAGAACAUCGUUGUUUUAUGAAAAUGGUAGGGAACAGCAGAUUGAACGUAUGGAUUUAGAGGAAGCCAAUUCAAACCCCUGCAAACGGGUUUCUACAUCAGAAGCAGAUACCUUAAACUAUGCCAGAAAUAAUGACAAUGUGAACAAUAAACCUUUGUGCCAAAAACCAGGACAUUCCACAAAGCUCCAGCACAGCUCUGAGUCACAGUUCUGGUUACCACUGGAUACUUACUGCAGAGAAGGAGAGCAGAAGAGACAAAGAAUGGAACAACCUAAACUGCAGCCCUUCAGCCCAGUAAAGGCAUUCUCAAGAUCAGGUGUAUUAAACCAGGGCAAUGGAUGUCUCGUAAGAAAAAGAUCAAGCUCUACUUCAUGGGAGACCACUUCAGAUGAUUCAUCUCAAUCAAAGCAGGUUUCUCCUCCAGUUCUAUCAAGAUGGUCAACUGAAAAGGCUGUUAAUAUAUGGAAAAAACAGUCCUUCUGCCUUAGCUCAAUUUCUUCAGGCCUGUCCAAACAAAAAGACUUUCCUGGAAAGAGAAAAAGGAUAUCUGUGAACAUGGAUUUGAAAAAUUCAGGAAAACCUGUGGUACAAACUUUGAAUGAAUCUCAUUUCAGCAGGUCACCUGAAAAAUGCAAAAAUAGAAAGUCUAAAUCAAUAAAAGACAUUGUAUUAGAGACUCUGGGUAGUGGUGCUCUGCAACUGGAGAAUGCUGCUAUGUCACACGUAGAAGACGUUCCUUUUUCAAAGGAAUGUUUUGACAUAAGCCACGAAAAAGAUACUUCCUCAUAUGUGGCUUUAUCACCUUUAUAUUCUGGAAACCGUGCUAAUAAAAAUGACCAAAUCUGUGGUGCAGAUACCAAAGAUCAGUUACAAGAAUCUGGCUCACAUUUCCUCUUAGAAAAAUCGCCGUUUUUUUCUCAGGAAAAAGCUACUAUAAAGACUGAUCUCCACGAAUUAACUAAAUCUCAGUCAAACACUGUGUGUAAAGAAGAAACAAUUAAAUGCCCACAUUCUUCUUCCCAUAUUCAAAGUGCUGGUUCAUCUCUGGUAUUAGAAACUAGUAAAGAACAAGUCAAAGUGACUCGGAUUGAACCUAUCUUUUGUAAAGCUGUUAAUGUACAGCUUCCCUCAGAGUCUCACCAGAACUUUACUCAAUCAAAAGAGAAUACUGUAAAGAAUUCAGAGGAAAAUUCUAACUUACCUUCAAUGGACAUUAUUGGCUUCUCUAAAAGGACUAGCAAAAUUGUUGCACGUUCACUGACUUUUGAAGAUGGAUGUUCAGCUAACAGCCCUAUGUCUUCACAGGUUUUUAAUGAGUUGAACAUUGAAACCUCCAGCAUAACUUCUGUGAACAGAAAAUUAAGCAACAGUUCUGAUAGUGGAGAUGAGAGUUUUGACUGCAGUCUGGACAGCGAUGAAGAAGAAAUGCUCUUGCCCCUGCAAGAUAUCCUGUCUUCAAGUUCAAAACCGCAUGGUGGAACUCCAGAGGGAACUUGUCCUGAGGAUCUUUCACAAGACACCUUGACUCCAUCACCCAAGCUUCCUCUUUCUAAGCUUCCUGUUGUGAGUCAGGUGUCUUAUGUGAACAGCCUAGAGCAUCUCUUGAAGGAGAAGGAAGAAUCCAAAAGGGUAGAUGAACUAGAGAAGCAACUACAAGAAGAUAUACAGGAAAUUGGACUAAAUUCUUCAACCAGAGAGGAAGAGCAAGAAAACUCAGAUGAAGAUAGAGAACUGUCAGAAGAACACAGGGCAUUUAUCAAGAGGUUUUCCAUAGUAACUGAUGCCAUUCCUGAUUAUCAUCCUGGAGAAGAAAUAUUUCACUUAUCAAACUCUGGGAAAAUCUUCAAUCAGCAUAACCUUGAUUUGAGGAAUUCUGGUUUCAUCCCUCAAAAUCCUAUAGAAAAACUCCUCCUUAGGUCAGAAGUUACACAGCAGCUUUCUUUAGCAACUCAGGGUUUUCUCAGUUGUGCUUAUAGUUGUACACUGUGCCCCAUACCAGUUUCAAAGUGGCUGUUUCAGAUGAUGUCAAUUCAUUCAGACUACUAUGUUUCAAUGCAGAUUUUGGAUACACUGAUGGAGAUAACAAUUAAAAAUGCUUCCAUUGGUGACACACAGUCUAAAUUGUGGAUUCCCUCCCUGUCGGAUAUAUCAGCUGUAUUUAUCAAUAUGGGAGUUCCUUUUCAAACUUUAUUUCCUCUGCAGCAUUUUCAACCUAUCUUUACUGAAGAUGACAUUUUAUCCGAAAUGCAAAUAACAGUGGAAAAACGAACAAGUGGAAACAUCUCUGCAGCUCCAGCUUUUUCUUGUCUGCCAGAAACCAACCUAAUUAAUGUGGUCAAGUUUCUUUGUUUUUGUACAACUAUGUAUCCGGAUGGUUAUGCGGACCAAGAAAUAUUGCUUCUGCUAUUACUGCUAUUUAAAAUUAGCCUGGAAAAACUAUUGAAACAAAUUCCAUUGAUAGACUUUCAGUGCCUACUGAUAAAACUACUUAAAAACAUCAGAGACUGGGAUGCCAAGAUGCCUCAGCUCUCUCUAACAAUAAGUGAACUUUCCAGUCAUCACCAUGAUCUCCUUUGGCUAGUUCAGCUGGUUCCUAGUUGGGUAAAGCGUGGAAGACAAAUGAGGCAGCACCUAAGCCUAACGAUAAUUUCAAAGCUUCUUAACAAAAAAUAUAUCAGUUUACCUGAUACCAGUGACCUGCAGAUGUCUCUUCUAUAUCAGUAUCUGGUGCAGAUGAAGCCUUCUGACAUAUUAAAGAAAAUGAUAGAGGAAAGGAAGAAGCAGCAGCAGGAUGAGCUCAGUGGAGAGUGCGCUCAUACAGAACUAGAGCAACAGGCUUACUAUCUGACCUACAUUCUUCUUCACUUAGUCAGCGAAGUUAGUUGUUUUGACAUUGUGAAUUCUAAUCAAAGGAAGUGCUUACUGAGGCUGUGCGGUGCCUUAGAAAAACAUGUGAAGUGUGAUAUUCGGGAGGACGCAAGGCUGUUUUAUAGAACUAAGGUAAAAGACUUAGUUGCUAGGAUAUAUGGCAAAUGGCAGGAAAUGAUUCAAAAUUCUCGGCCUACUCAGGGGAAGCUGCAUGACUUCUGGGAGCCAGACUUGUGAAACAUAAGCCAGGUCUGAGG
Pelodiscus sinensis (Chinese soft-shelled turtle) is the source of this 4086-nucleotide messenger RNA. The record is from RefSeq and is a predicted model, not a curated record. Lineage: Eukaryota; Metazoa; Chordata; Testudines; Trionychidae.